Molecule: messenger RNA, 321 nt
Organism: Toxorhynchites rutilus septentrionalis
Lineage: Eukaryota; Metazoa; Arthropoda; Insecta; Diptera; Culicidae
Product: eclosion hormone-like
Exons: 2
Coding region: 46-321 (91 amino acids)
Biological process (GO): neuropeptide signaling pathway; ecdysis, chitin-based cuticle
Molecular function (GO): ecdysis-triggering hormone activity
Source: RefSeq, a predicted model, not a curated record
UUCCUCGAUAAACAACAUUGUGUUUUUUGCAAAAUUCUCUCAACCAUGAAUAACAUCAAAUUCGUUCUCGGUGCACUGCUUCUGUUCGUUGCCAUCAGUGAUUUAUCCGUGCGGGCAGCUCCUCAAUUUGAUCUGAUGGGAGGUUACGAUUUCCUGGGCGUUUGCAUCAACAACUGUGCCCAGUGUAAGAAAAUGUAUGGCGCGUACUUCGAGGGGCAGCUUUGUGCGGACGCGUGCAUAAAAUUCCGGGGAAGAGUGAUACCGGAUUGCGAGGACGUUCGCUCGAUUGCACCCUUCCUGAACAAAAUGGACCUGCAUUAG